Messenger RNA from Calypte anna (Anna's hummingbird), 1153 nucleotides. It is a transcript of the gene AIMP2, whose product is annotated as aminoacyl tRNA synthetase complex interacting multifunctional protein 2. The coding region runs from base 67 to 1023 and encodes 318 amino acids. The record is from RefSeq and is a predicted model, not a curated record. The transcript has 4 exons. NCBI's taxonomy places the organism in Eukaryota, Metazoa, Chordata, Aves, Apodiformes, Trochilidae. Gene Ontology annotation, cellular component: aminoacyl-tRNA synthetase multienzyme complex.
GCAGCAGCGGGUGGGCGGGCCCGCCGGCUGUCCGGCAGCGGGUGCGUGUGGCGGACGGGUGCCGCCAUGCCCAUGUACAAGGUGCGGCCCUUCUCUAGGGUCAGCGGUGAGGUGCUGGCGGAGCAGCUGCCCACCUGCAUGUACCGCCUGCCCAACAUCCACCGCCGACCCUCGCCCGCCGCCUCGCCGCCGCCGCAGGAAGAGGUUGACCCAUCACUUCAAGCACUUGAAUCCCGCCAGGAAGAGAUUCUCAAACGUUUGUAUGAACUGAAGAGUGCUGUCGAUGGUCUCUCAAAAAUGAUACAAACCCCAGAUGCUGAUUUUGAUGUAACUAAUAUAAUUCAAACUGUUGAAUGUUCUCCUUUGACACCAAAUGGAGCAGAUUUAGAUUUAAUGCUUGGAAAGGAUUAUGGUGCCCUGAAAGAUAUUGUAAUCAAUGCAAAUCCUUCUUUACCUCCACUGUCAUUACUGGUACUGCACAGUCUCCUUUGUGAACGCUAUAAAAUUCUGUCAGCUGUUCACACACAUUCAUCAGUCAAAAGUGUGCCAGAAAACCUCUUGAAAUGCUUUGGAGAGCAGAUGAAGCACCAACCACGUCAUGAAUAUCAGUUGGGCUUUACUCUUAUCUGGAAGGAUGUUCCAAAACCCCAGAUGAAGUUUAGCAUUCAAACAAUGUGCCCUAUUGAAGGAGAGGGGAACAUUGCUCGAUUUCUCUUCUCCCUGUUUGGCCAGAAGUACAAUGCAGUUACUUCAACUCUGAUUGACAGCUGGGUUGAUACAGCCAUCUUCCAGCUAAGAGAAGGCAGCAGUAAGGAAAAAGGAGCAGUCCUGCGCUCUAUGAACGCAGCCCUGGGCAAGACAUCGUGGUUGGUGGGAAAUGAACUCACUGUAGCAGACAUUGUUGCAUGGUCUGCACUACAGCAGACAGGCAGUGCAAACACUGCCCCAGCCAAUGUGCAAAAAUGGAUGAGGUCGUGUGAGAACUUGGCACCUUUCAGCUCAGUAAUGAAGCUACUGAAGUAAGCCUCUACUCUUCAUCAUGUGUAAUUUUCUUCCACCUCAUGCCUGCUGUAGUGGUUUAAGUCCUUUCUGAGGUGUCUUCAAGUACUACAGUUGGACAGAAUUCUGAAAUUAAUAAAAACAUUACAGCUAC